Molecule: messenger RNA, 510 nt
Organism: Trichoderma virens Gv29-8
Lineage: Eukaryota; Fungi; Ascomycota; Sordariomycetes; Hypocreales; Hypocreaceae
Exons: 3
Coding region: 1-510 (169 amino acids)
Source: RefSeq, a predicted model, not a curated record
AUGGUUGCUGCAACCCUUAUCCUGGCCAACUGGCAAGUUUGGGGGGCCCGCAUGAGAACAAGCUCCCUCCGUCCUACCGUCCAGUGGGACAGCAAUACAUGGCUUCGAUCUAAAUCUGGCGAAUUGGUGGCUGCACCUGAGGAACUUGUCUUCGAUUAUGAAGCAAGGACAAUUCGGCGAAGAGAAAACGCAGAUGACGACUUCGUCAAAAUCAGCGGGGCUGCUCCUACCUCCAGUGUAUCGGGAGCCAGUUCUGAGAGAUUUGCUGAAGAGCAGUGGCGCACUAUUCAGGCUAUCGCCAGAGUGAUAGCCAAAGAGAAAGUGGCUUUUACCGAUGAGGACUGGAAGAACGCCCUGGAGGCUGUUAACGACGGAUUGAACGGAAGUGGUGUACAAGCAGUACAAAGAGUCCAUACACUUAAUGACUCCCAGGUUGGCGUUUUGAAACUGGCAUUAGGUGAUCUUUUGGGUAACAACAGCUCUAGCCUAACUGCUAUUAUUGCAGCUUAG